This is a messenger RNA of Leptomonas pyrrhocoris, 243 nucleotides long. RefSeq lists its product as hypothetical. The record is from RefSeq and is a predicted model, not a curated record. The transcript has a single exon. The coding region runs from base 1 to 243 and encodes 80 amino acids. Lineage: Eukaryota; Euglenozoa; Kinetoplastea; Trypanosomatida; Trypanosomatidae.
AUGCUUCACGCCGUCUGGCCCAUGCAAGAUUUUACGGCAAACACUAUCGUACUUGCUUUGGCCGCCUUCUGUUUCGUAGUCUCUCUGUGCUGUUGCUUAGUGAUGGGUUUUUCCCCGAUUGGUGCAUUUAGUCCGAGGGGUGUGCUACAGUCUCUUGUUUCCCCUUUGACGGCGGUGGUAACAGCCAUUACAACUUUUGUCAGUUUUCAGGUCGGGAUUGCUGCCUUUGUGAAGCUUUUAUAG